This is a messenger RNA of Cydia pomonella (codling moth), 4963 nucleotides long. RefSeq names its product protein adenylyltransferase Fic (gene Fic). Gene Ontology annotation, molecular function: protein binding. The transcript is spliced from 3 exons. Lineage: Eukaryota; Metazoa; Arthropoda; Insecta; Lepidoptera; Tortricidae. The record is from RefSeq and is a predicted model, not a curated record. The coding region runs from base 278 to 1636 and encodes 452 amino acids.
CGCUACUCGGGACAUUAUUUUUUAUUCUAUUAAUUUUAUGACAUCCUUUAACUCAAGGUGUUUAUACAAAGCUUGAAUAGGUUUAAUGUCAAGAGCUGUCGCUGUCACAUGGCUGUCACAACAGUUCACUGUCAUCUGUCAUCAAACCAUGGAAUUACGUGGUUUUACAUUAUUAGCGCUCUCUAAAAAUUUUAGCAAUACACAAUGCAAUCUAAAUUCUUUCCAGUGAUUGACUCACAGAUUUUAUCACUCUGCUGUAGAUAUUUAAUUGAGUGCCAUGUUAUUCAUAGGUAGGGCGUCAAAGUGCGAAGAAAUGAAGUGCAGUAAUACGAAAGAUUUACACACAAAAAUGAUUUUAGAAAGGUUUAGAACGGUGUUAAUAUGGUCUAGUGUGGUGUGUACGUUGGCUGUGGUUGUCUCUUUGCACAAGUUGCUUACUUAUGAGGCAAAAUUCUCUAAGCCGUUCUUUCCUAUACCUAUUGGGUUGUAUGGUAACUACCUGGAGACGGUUUCCAAGGAUGUGCCGCUGCCGUCGGCCAAGCCUAAGGACACCGUGCGAGAUGCUGAAGCUGUGGUGUCACUAGCAGCUGCUCUAGAGAUGAAGAAACAUGGAAAGGCUGACAAAGCUUUAAAACUCUUCCAGCAUGCGUUUGCACUAUCCCCUAAACACGCAGAUGUCUUAAACCACUAUGGGGAAUUCCUAGAAGACACAAAAAAAGAUGUAGUCAGAGCUGACCAACUCUACACAUUAGCUUUAAGUAAUUAUCCUGACCAUACAGGGGCUUUGAUGAACAGGCAACGCACAGCCAGCAUAGUUGAAAACUUAGACAGAGAAAUGUUAAGGAAAAUAGACGAAAAACGAGAUGCACUGUCAUCCAUACCAGAGAACAACUCUGCUUUGCGGAGAGCUAAGAAAGAGGCUUAUUUCCAACACAUUUACCACACGGUUGGUAUUGAAGGGAACACAAUGACAUUACAGCAAACAAGGAGUAUAUUAGAGACUAGAAUAGCUGUAUCUGGCAAAAGCAUAGAUGAGCAUAAUGAGAUUUUAGGUUUAGAUGCAGCUAUGAAGUAUAUUAAUUCAACAUUACUGUACCGCCUGAGGGAUAUCACUAUGGGGGAUAUAUUGGAGAUCCAUAAGAGGGUUUUGGGGCAUGUGGACCCAGUGGAAGGAGGGCAGUUCAGGAGGACACAGGUUUAUGUUGGAGGACACAUCCCGCCUGGACCAUCUGAGAUACAGAGGCUGAUGCAGCAAUUUUUAGAGUGGCUGAACUCUGAAGAUGCAUUAGACUUACAUCCAGUGAGAUACGCAGCCCUAGCACACUAUAAGCUAGUUCACAUCCACCCGUUCAUCGACGGCAACGGACGCACGUCGCGGCUGCUCAUGAACUUGCUGCUCAUGCAGGCUGGCUUCCCGCCCGUCAUCGUGCCCAAACAGCACCGGCACCUGUACUACCAGCACCUGCAGACGGCCAACGAGGGCGACGUGCGGCCGUUCGUCAGGUUCAUAGCACAAUGCACGGAGCGCACGCUGAACCUGUACCUGUGGGCGACGAGCGAGUUCUCCCACAUGGUGCCGGCCAUCGGCGACCCGCACAUUCUGGCCGGCGAACUGGAGAUGGAAGAUCCGCUGUGAUACACUCAUAUUCACUUUCCGAGCAUAAAUAAUUAUUAAGGAGUAAGUUGGACACUUCCCAUAAGUUUUAAAGCAAUUUUUGACAGAAUUUUACAGUUUUAUGGACAAUGGGAAGUCGCCAAUUGUCUGGCUCACGUGAAAUCUUUAGUAGCUCUAGCAGAACCUGAUGGCUGCAACUCUAUUAUUAUUUACUUUAACAGGACUUAAUCACGUAUUAUUUAGCUUUUAAAUUGCCUCCAACGUUUCGAGAGCGGUAUCAUUGUCCCCGUGGUUUCGAGAAAGUCAUCAUCUUCUCCCGAGGAUGAUCGCGCAUGUGUGUGAAUGUGUAAACCUAUUUGUUACGUUUGGUUGUGCCUUGUGUUCUUGUUUGUGUAGUGCUCUUAUUUUGUUAGCCCUUUGAAUGACAGACGGCGAAGGAAGAUGCUGUGCCCAGGACGCCAGGCUAUCCCGAUUAUUUAAGCGAAAUUGAAAUUUACGGAGUCCCGCGUAAGUCCCUAUUGCAUUGGUGAAACUGACGGCUGUGGGCGUCGUUGGCGUCCUUGUCGAGACUUUCCGAUGACACAGCCGUCUGGAACGGUCAAAGGGUUAAAGUGUCCUAAUGUGUGUAGAUAUGUACCUACAUUUAACUGGUAUGUCUAAACAUAAUGUUUAGACGACUGGUGACUCAUAUAAAAAAGAUGUCAAAAGUUGGUAUAGUAAUUUGAAAAUUAUUCAGUAAUAAAUCAAAUCUGAAACCAUACUGCGUGGAGUUGGCCGCUACCUAUAUGGCCCAGUUAUUCACCGUGACCGACUUAAGCUCCAUUUAGACGGAUCAAGAACUUUUAUGCGAUUUUCUUUACAUUACGGUAUUUUAUCGAUCGACUGAAUUCAUUGUACUCUGUAGUUAGCUAUGUAUCGAAUAUUGCACCGUGUUAAUGGGGCUUUGGCGUAGAUAGACUACGUAUCAAAUUUUGUAAUAUACAUGACGGCGGCCGAUCGUAAGAUCAGGCAGAUCGUGAAAUUCCCAAGCAUAUCGUGAAACGUGAAAAUCUUUGUCUCGUUCCCUGAGUCGACGCGGGGCUCCUAUUUCUGGAUAGUUUGCCCUUCGGACAUCUAAAGAAAUUUAACGAACCUAUCUUACCUAUCUAUUGGUUUAAUGUGACUACCGUCUAAACAUUACACAGGAACAUUACGAUCUGCCUGAUCUUACGAUCGGCCGCCGACAUACACUUUGUGUGAAGCUAUAAUUGGAAGUUACUUCACAAUAAUUUCUUUAUUUACAGCCAUCACAUCUUUGACUAGUAAAUAAUUUGUGUGAUGCUUCCCAAACGAGCCUGCUGGCGGGCUUGACUGUGUUAGUUAAAUUCUUGUACAUGUAUUGUAAAUAUAAAAUUGAAAUUGUUAAAUUCGUGAAUGACACAGCAUUUAGGUAGGUAAGUUAAGUGAACAUUAUUAUUUGGUUGUUUAAAAUUAUCGUAUUUGAAUAGAUUAUUUAACGCACAGUAUUUUGAGGUUGCUCAAGGUAGCGUGAUUUAAAAUUAAUAUAAGUAUCUAAUAUUGUUUUUUUUUUAUAUGGUCUGUUCUUUUUGACAAUUUCAUAGAGUUGCGAUACUUGUGUAGUCUAAAACUCGAUUGGAUCACUUUUAGUAAAUACCUAUUGUACUUAUAAUUCAAUUUCCAUUCAUGCGUGUAAGUCGUGUAACAUUCUCUCUUCUAAAAACAUUUGAUGAUGAGAGCAUGUGCAAAUCAUUUUAAUCAUUUUAUUGACAAUAUUAAAAUUUAUACAUACAUACCUGGAGCUAAAUUCAAAAUCAUGAUCUGAUAAUACCAAUGCGGCCAUAUCUGUCUGCGUUACGCUUCUUAAUACGUGAUAUACCUUGUUUUAACCAUAUCAGUAUAUCUGUAACUGUGUGUAAGUUUUAAUUUGACCAAAGAAAUACGUUUGGUUAUUUUAUUUCAUUAGAUAUAACACAUCACGUCUAUUCUAGUGCGACCUUUUUUCUGUGAUACUGUUCAUAUAUUUAUUGGGUUCCCUAUUUAUUCCAAUUAUUUACCAAUUGUGUGAUAUAUUUGUAUGGAUGAAAUUUAUUAUGCCUUAUUGGACAGUUAGCAAAACUUGUCUGAAAAGCUUCGCACUCUUGCAUAGAAACUUGUAUAUAAAGUGGUGGAACUACUUUUUAGAAAGAGAUUGUAUAAUUUUAUUGUCCAUGGGAAAAAUAACUCUUAACCACCAAGAAAAUAAAAGCGAUGUGGCAUCCCAUUCCACGCAAGUUUUAUGUCGUAUUCAUUUAACUUCGUAAGGUCGGGUGGCAACAUCGAUCAACUUGAGUUCGAGUUGUUGGCGGCGAAAGGGUCAACCUUUUCGCCGCCAUUGACUUGAUAUAAAGUCAGUACAUUUCGUGUCCCACACGCCACUUCAUAUCAAGUCGUGGUUUUGGUCAGGUUUGUUUACGUGCAAUUUUUGACGUGGCGUUGAUGACACUUUAUUACUUCAUUGACGUGGCGGCGAAAAGGUUAAAUACUGAUUUUCGGUCGCUAAUAUUUAAGCGCAAUUGAAAUUUAUGGAGUGCCGCGUAAGUCCCAAUUGCAUUGGCGAGGCUGACGUGACGGCGAAAAGAAUUUCUGAGAUUUUUGCCAAAUAUGCAUUUCCUUAACUGGUCAUCUACAAAGCAUGUUGUGGAACGUGAUACAUUUCCUAAUAAAAUCGCUAAUUCCCUAUUGCCCCUUGGACAAUAAACAAGUUGUUACACCCAUAGAUUUCACUAAUAGUUUUGCUGACUGUACGUAAAUUAACGCAAAGCGGCUUCAGAAUGUUGUCUCAGUUUUGUAAUAACACUAACGAUUUAAGGGCUAGCACAUCACACGUGGUUCGUAUUGAAAUGGAGAUCAAUUUUGAACGGAGUAUUUGCAAGUUUACGUAUUUAAUUUUUUUUAACAAGCAGAUACGUCUGCGAGCGAUACUCUAAAUCUUAUAUUAAAAGAAAAAAAUUAAAAAGUUACGCUUCCGGCAGGACUUGAACCCGCAACCACCGCAAUCCGUGCGUUGGCUCCUAACCAAUUGAGUUAGGAAGAGCAAACGCACCGAUUGCGGGUUCAAGUUCAAUCAAUCAAUCAUUUAUUUAUUUGCAAAAUACAGUAACAGAAGGUGUUAGGACUAUUCAGGUACAAUGUGUAUUUUGCUUGCAAGCAAGCGUGCAAAUAUAAUGUGUCAAAUCUAAGCAUUGAAAAAUAACAAAAUUGAAAUUAAGACAUUAGCAUAAAUAGUUAGAGAAUUAGAAAAAUUAGGAAAAAGUCAGUCAGUCGCCAUAGAAUUAUAAAAAUAAUCAUUAAAAAUCAAGGGAAAAUAUA